This is a messenger RNA of Monomorium pharaonis (pharaoh ant), 2236 nucleotides long. RefSeq names its product GPI mannosyltransferase 2 (gene PIG-V). Gene Ontology annotation, cellular component: endoplasmic reticulum membrane; mannosyltransferase complex. NCBI's taxonomy places the organism in Eukaryota, Metazoa, Arthropoda, Insecta, Hymenoptera, Formicidae. Gene Ontology annotation, biological process: GPI anchor biosynthetic process. The record is from RefSeq and is a predicted model, not a curated record. Bases 570 to 2054 code for a protein of 494 amino acids. The transcript has 3 exons. Gene Ontology annotation, molecular function: GPI mannosyltransferase activity; alpha-1,6-mannosyltransferase activity.
CCAUGUUUGGCGCUGAUGCUAGUCAAAUAGCGGUCGCACGAAAAAAGCCGUAGUGGCCGCUCUCAGGUUCUUCUCUGAACAUAUUUCUCUGGGAUGGAAUCGCAGUAUCGCAGUACAGAUUCAGUGUGAUUCAGUGUAACGUUUGAGGUUAAUAAAAUAAUUUUAUCGUUCUAGGGUUAAUUGAUAAUGAGAGAGCCUGAAGGUUUAUAUACUCCAUCUUCAUAAGCUGCUGAUAGUCUUCUUAAUAAAGGAGUAUCAACUGCGCCUAGUUCUGGUUUACCAACAUUAUUGUACCAUCCGUCAUAACCAGGAUAUUCGAUUGCGUUGCGAUACGUACUCAUUUAUUCGGAGCUGCAGCAAUUUUUACCAAGUGGUAUCGUUACAAAUGACUUGAUUCAACUACUUCCUCUCUACGCGAUAAGAAGCACACAUACAGGAAACCGAAAAUAUUAAUCACUGGCAGAUAUAAUUAGAUCACGAGCAAUAAGAGUAGGAGUUUCUUUUAUAAUUCAUUAUUUAGAUUUAUAGCUAUAUUAUAUAAAAAUGAGCAUGUGCAAAAAUAGUGGAAAAUGUAUGCACCAAGAAAGAAAGUUCUUUGGUUCGCAAUCACCACUAGAAUUGCAAUAUUAAUAUUACAAAUGAUUUUUAAUGUAUUAAUCCCCGAUCAUCAAGCAGAUGCAUUUAAAAGACCUUUAGAUGCUAUGGAGAAAAAUUCCUUCUGGGACCGAAUAAUUCAUUUUCUGUUCAAUGGUCUUACACGUUGGGAUGGCGAAUAUUUUUUACAUAUCGCAAGGUAUGGUUACACUUAUGAAAACACUCUCGCUUUUUAUCCGUUGUAUCCAACUAUGAUUCGCAUUGUCGCAGUUAUUAUGACAAAAAUAUUACCUCUAUUCAACAUCCAAAGUGCGAUGAUUAUCGCUGCGAUUUUGAUUAAUUUCGUGUGUUUCGUAAAGUCAGCUAUUAUCUUUUAUGAUCUCACUGAACAUGUAUUUCAAAAUACUGUAACAUCCUACAAAGCAGCGAUACUUUAUUGUAUAAAUCCGGCUAGCAUAUUUUUCUCGGCUAUAUAUUCAGAAUCCAUGUUUGCGUAUUUAACAUUUUAUACUAUGCUCGGAAGUAUCGAGGGUAUAUCUAACAUUUACUUUCCAUUGGCUUUAUCAACUUUGGUGAGAUCAAACGGUAUUGUCAACAUUGGUUUCCCUAUAUAUUUCGAACUUAAAAAAGCUUUAUGCAAUUCAGAAAGAUUAAAAAAACAACAAAAACACAAUGUAUUAUCAAUUUUGUGGCAUAUUUUAAAAUUAAUUAAAUUAAAAACCUACUUUACCAUAUUAAGCAUACUAAUUAUAUCGCUAUUUCCGUUUAUUCUUUUACAAAUAUAUAAUUAUAUGAAAUUUUGUACUUCUACAUUCGAUAAGACGUUAUUGCCCGUUGACAUUUUACAAUAUGCUACAGAAAAUAAUCUGAUUCUACCAGGUAGAACAGAUUCAAUAUGGUGUAACGCUAGUGUGCCUUUAGCAUAUUCAUACGUGCAAAAGACAUAUUGGAAUGUCGGGUUUUUUAGAUAUUAUCAACUUAAACAAAUACCAAACUUUAUCUUAGCUCUCCCGAUAUUAUAUAUCAUGUUGCAAUGUAUAAAAGAAUUUGCUUGUGAGUAUAGUGAUGAAUUAUAUUUAUUAGAAUUUUUUUGUAGUAAGACAAAAAGUAAAAGUAAUAUUAAAGUAAAAAAAUAUCCAUUAAAUAUGUUUGUUUUUAUAAUACAGGGAUUAUUUUUAACUAUGUUUUGCUUAUUUUUUGUACAUAUUCAAGUCAGCACCCGUUUAUUAGCCUCUGCAACUCCUUUGAUAUAUUGGUAUUGUGCAUUGAUCAUGUCUCACAAAUGUGCUGAUCAUAUCGAUUUACACUACGAACGUAACGAAAAUAUGUAUUCUAAAUGGAAAGUAUUUUUCUUAUCUCAAAAACAUUAUACAUUGCAAGAUAAAUUUGUUUUAUUUUACUUUCUAGGAUACACACUCGUAGGAUGUCUUAUGUUUUCAAAUUUCUUGCCAUGGACUUGAUAUCAUAACAUUCUAUACAUAUAUCACAUUCCAUAUGUGAAAUAUGCCUUUUGUUUCUAAACAAAAAUAUUUCUAAACAAUUCUAAAUAAUCAAACACAUAAAACUCUUGUACGUGUUAAGAAUGAUUGUGUAUUCUAUAAAAUAAAAUAACACACAACACGCGCGCGCAUUUGUAAAUAAG